GUCGAGAUGCUCUCUUCCAGGAAUUUCACCUCUGUCCUUACAGUACUUCUCUUGGCCGCUGUUGAGUCCGUAAAGUUGCCUUCACAUUGGGCCAGGUGCAAGACCGACGUUUCGUUGAACGAAUGUUUGAAAAUAUCGAUACAAAAUGCAAUGAGGGAUUUAGGCAAAGGUAAUAAGACUUUGGGAAUGCAACCUUUGGACCCUUGGAAAGUCAAAUUGUUCGUGUACGACCAUGGUUCUGGUCCUAUCGCCUUGAAACUUACCGUCCGAGAUGUUUCAGUCCUGGGCUUCAAAAACGUCAAAAUCGAUCACGUCAGAACCGACUGGGAAAAAAUGGAAUUGCAAAUCAAGUCGUCUAAGCUGACGGUUUUAGGCAAAUAUGGCGUUAACGGCAGCAUUAUUUUCCUGCCGAUAGAAGGGAAAGGAAACUUCAGGUUAAUUCUCGAUGAUUUUACUACAAAUAUGAACUUCAUAUUUGAAAAAUACACUAAAAAAGGAAAGGAAUUUCUCAAGGUAAAAGAAGCAACGUUUCUUCCCGAGGCUUCAAAAAUUCGGGUCCGUUUGGACAACCUUUUCAACGGAAAUAAGGCAUUAGGAGACAGAAUGAACGAUGUGUUAAACUCCAACUGGCGGUUUAUUCUGGACACGGUACAACCGAUCACGUUGCACUCAUUGGGCGAACCUGCAAAAAUUGUUGCAAAUGCAUUAUUUUCGAGAGUUCCUGCUAGUGAUUUCAUUGUUAAAUGA
Messenger RNA from Cimex lectularius (bed bug), 747 nucleotides. RefSeq names its product protein takeout-like. NCBI's taxonomy places the organism in Eukaryota, Metazoa, Arthropoda, Insecta, Hemiptera, Cimicidae. The record is from RefSeq and is a predicted model, not a curated record. The transcript has 6 exons. The coding region runs from base 7 to 747 and encodes 246 amino acids.